GGCACACCGCCUCCGGCUCCUUUGAGAGCAGGGGCCGCCAUCUCCAUGGCCACCGCAGUUAGUGGCCCCGGUGCGGGGUCGCGGGACAUCCUGUGGCGCGUCUUGGGUUGGAGGAUAGUUGCAAGUAUUGUUUGGUCUGUGGUGCUUCUGCCUGUAUGUACAACAGUAUUUAUAAUCUUCAGCAGCAUUGAUUUAUUUCAUCCUAUUCAGUGGUUGUCAGAUUCUGUCAAUGACUUGUACAGUUCCUAUGUCAUCUUUUACCUCUUACUGCUGUCAGUGGUAGUAAUAAUUAUAAGUGUUUUCAAUGUCGAGUUCUAUGCAGUUGUGCCAUCCAUCCCCUGCUCCAGAUUGGCGCUGAUAGGGAAGAUCUUGCACCCUCAGCAACUCAUGCACUCAUUAGUUCAUGCCACUAUGGGGAUGGUGAUGGCCUGGUGUGCAGCGGUGAUGACCAAGGGCCAGUACAGUUUCCUGGUGGUGCCCUGCUCCAGUUCUGAGAGCUUAGAUAGGCCUGCUGCACAAACCUGCUUAAAUGAAUAUCAUCUUUUUUUCCUACUGGCUGGAGCAUUCAUGGGAUAUAGCUAUAGUCUUCUGUAUUUUAUUAACAACAUGAACUACCUUCAAUUUCCCAUCAUACAGCAAUACAAGUUUUUGCGCUUCAGGAGAUCUCUGCUCUUAAUAGUUAAACAUAGUUGUAUGGAAUCACUGUUCCUGGUUAGAAAUUUCUGCAUCGUGUAUUAUUUUCUGGGUAAACGUUUUGAGUUAAUUCAUGACAUUGAAGCAGUCCUGAUGGUGCAAAUGAGGACAUUCAUGAAAGGAGACUUCCAGGAUGCUUCAGAAAAUGAUAAGAAUGAUGGGAUGUGUGCACAUGUGUUUCCUGUGCAACUACCAUUUGUGGAAGAGUCAGAUGAAUGUCUCCCAAAAGUUUUAAACAGUAAUCCUCCCCUCAUCAUAAAGUUUUUAGCCUUGCAGGACCUGAUGCUGCUUGCUCAGUAUUCUUCUUCUCGAAGACAAGAAGUUUUUAGCCUUAGCCAACCAGGUGGUCAUCCUCACAAUUGGACAGCCAUUUCAAGGGAGUGUUUGAAUCUUUUAAAUGAUAUGACUCAAAGACUAGUUCUGUACCAAGAAGCUGCUGCUACAAAUGGGAGAGUGUCUUCCUCAUAUUCCAUGGAACCUAAGAAAUUGGAUUCUCCAGCAAAAACACCGGAUGGCUCCAGUCCUUUUGGAACCCCUUUUGGCUCCAGUGUGGUGAAGCGAGUAGCUGGAAUUUUUGAUGGAAACACCUGCUAUGGAUUGCCACAGAGUCCUCAGCUGAUUAGAAGAGCGCCAAGACUAUGGACUUCUGUUUCUGGUCAGCAGAUGUCUGAAUUUUCUAAUCCUUCUCCAUAUACUUCUUUUAAUAAUGCUGAGGGUAAGACAGUGAGACAGCCCAGUGUGAUUCAUUCAUGGAUUCAGCAUAAACGUGAACAGAUUAAGAAUUUUUUGUCAAAACGGGUGCUGAUAAUGUAUUUUUUCAAUAAGCACCCAGAGGCCUCCAUUCAGGCAGUUUUUUCAGAUGCCCAAAUGCAUAUUUGGGCAUUAGAAGGUCUAUCUCAUUUAGUAGCAGCGUCAUUUACAGAAGAUAGUUUUGGAGUUGUCCAGACUACACUACCAGCUAUCCUUAAUACUUUGUUGACACUGCAAGAGGCAGUUGACAAGUACUUCAAGCUUCCUCAUGCUUCCAGCAAACCACCUCGGAUAUCAGGAAGUCUUGUGGACACUUCUUACAAGACAUUAAGAUUUGCGUUCAGAGCAUCAUUGAAAACUGCCAUCUAUCGAAUAACUACUACAUUUGGUGAACAUCUGAAUGCUGUGCAAGCAUCUGCAGAACAUCAGAAAAGACUUCAGCAGUUCUUGGAGUUCAAAGAAUAGCUCAGUAAUAUAAACUGUGUUCAUUACACUGCUGAUACAACUACAGACGGUACAGUAAAUGUUCAGCAUUCUUGGAUCAGAAGAAAUGGACUAAUUAGAUGCUUCCUUUGUCGUGGUGGUUGCUUUGAAAACUAUACUUUAAUGGGAGAAAUCAUGGAAAGAAAUUCUCAACAGAAUAACUGAAAUCUGCCUUUUCUGUACCGAUCACUUUUUGUGUGUGUGGUAUAAUAAAAUCUUUAUCCAGUUUUAUAAGUGCAUCAGUGGCCAAAGAAAUAUUUCUAGCUCUUAUAACUUAAUAAUAAUAACUCAAAAUUUUGUAGAAUUCACUUUUAAAAAUAGUGAAGCCACUUCACAAAUUAUAAUAGGUCACUUCGUCCGGACUUCCUAAUCAUUCUGAGAUUAGCUCCCUGGAAAUUUGAAAUACAUAAACUUUAAAAGGAUAAAAGUAGUAAUAAUGGGAAAAAAAAAUUCACAGAAUAAAAUACUGUCUGAAAGACAUGUUUUGUUAAUCUGUCAGGUUGUGUUUUUGUUUUCAGGGACAAAUUAAAUUUGCAUGAUUAUCCAAAAAAAGUAUCAAUUUACAGAUCCUAACUCUAUAUAAAGGAAUGUAGAAUAACUCAGUUCUUAAAAGAUUAAACAUUUACUUUUUUUUUUUUGAGAAAUAGUUAAGCAACAUGUAUGAAUUGAUUUUGUAUCAUGCUAGUAAACAGUAAGUGUGUAGGUAUUUUCCCAACUAGUUUUGCUUUCUUUUUCUGGAACAAAACAUUAAGGGCUCACAGAGUUUUUCAAGUGAGAGAAGAGACCAGGAAGCUUUUCCUUCUUUCUGUACACUUCAUCUUCAUUAGAUCAAAUUACUUUGUACAGUUUGUCUGGCCUCACAGAAAGAGCAACUUCUGCCAUAUUAACCAGCUAAUGAAAAUAUAAUAGGAAAAUCUUUAAAGCCGGAAGCAACUUAGUCAUCAGAUACCAAGUGGAACCGAAACAUCAGGGGAUUACUGUCCUGGAGUGUGUUGUGUGGCCCAGAUGUGAGCAGGUGAGGUCAUUUGCUAACUCAGUAGAUAGAGGUCUUCAAGUCCUGGUGGUAGAUAUUUACUGGAAUAGUGUUAGAUAAAAAUGUUCCUUCAUAAUUCUUUUCCUAUUAUCUUUCCCCUUCAGAGUCCCCCCAAUUUUCUCUUUAAAGUCAGCACAGUAUUGUACACACAUCUUUAAUGUGGUAUAUGUGUCUACCAUUUGUCUCUCUAUUAAGGUAUUAUAGCUUUACAAUAGACUUUUAUAUUUUAGCCCUAGGGCCUAUUGCUUCUUCAACCAGCACAUACCAAAUUAUAAAUGAAUCCUUCUGGCCUUUAAAGUGCCUGUAUGGGACAGUUCCCAGUUGUCAAGUGUUUUGGGUAUUUAAGCUAUUGCUACUUGGCCUCCGCCUUUCCUCCUUCUUUGUGUCUGAACCAUCUCGCUAAUGCUCACUCUCCUUUCUCU
This is a messenger RNA of Octodon degus (degu), 3381 nucleotides long. RefSeq names its product NDC1 transmembrane nucleoporin (gene Ndc1). Bases 46 to 1908 code for a protein of 620 amino acids. NCBI's taxonomy places the organism in Eukaryota, Metazoa, Chordata, Mammalia, Rodentia, Octodontidae. Gene Ontology annotation, biological process: nuclear pore organization. Gene Ontology annotation, cellular component: nuclear pore transmembrane ring. The transcript has 17 exons. The record is from RefSeq and is a predicted model, not a curated record. Gene Ontology annotation, molecular function: protein-macromolecule adaptor activity.